Molecule: messenger RNA, 799 nt
Organism: Drosophila grimshawi
Lineage: Eukaryota; Metazoa; Arthropoda; Insecta; Diptera; Drosophilidae
Product: E3 ubiquitin-protein ligase PPP1R11
Exons: 1
Coding region: 60-638 (192 amino acids)
Cellular component (GO): nucleus
Molecular function (GO): protein serine/threonine phosphatase inhibitor activity; protein phosphatase 1 binding
Source: RefSeq, a predicted model, not a curated record
AUUCCCACAAUUCUCAAUAACUUUCAUCAAUUUACCAUAAAUCUUCACAAAUCUGCAGUAUGGAAGAUCAGCAAGCCAGCCAACCGAUAAGUAUCGAGAGUGACAGUUCAACUACCAUCAUUGUCAAUAUGCCGGAAAUUACAACGGUCUGUGGGUCUGCAUGUGGCACUGGAUCUGGUUCUGGGUCUGGGUCUGUGUCUGUGGCUAGCGUAGCAGCCACAGAGGAAAGAACCAACGAUUCGGGUGUGCAUUUGUUGGUAUUGUUGUCCUUGGACAGGAAACCGCGACGCGUGACAUUUUCGGAGGGUGUUAUCGACAACGAAUUCCUCAAUCGUCGCAAAUCGAAAUGCUGUUGCAUUUACCGUAAGCCGCACGUCUUCGGCGAGAGCUCUUCAUCCUCGGACGAUGAGUGCGAGCAUUGCUGCGGUCAUCCCGAGGUGCGUCUGCGCAAUCGCCUAAGAAAAAAACAUCAGCAGCAAGAACAGCAGCAGCAGCAACAGAACGAGCCAGAGUCAAAGGUGCGAAAGUGCCAUUGUCGCUGUCAUGGUCAGCAGGCAGCCCCAACUCAGGAAGAAUCUGAAAAGGACACUGAGAUAACUGGUGACUCUGACAGUUUGAUGACCAAAACAGAACUCUAAGGCCCACCAAGAUUCGGAUGACAAUCACAAUCGAUAGUCAUAGAACUGUAGAUGAACUCUACGUUUCUGGAUAGUACUCAUGCUUCUACUAAAUUGUAAUGUUUAAUUCUCAUUUGUAGUCCACAACAAUUCCUUAAUUAAAUCACCAAUAACAUCUUUCA